AUGGUAAAGACAUGGAGUAGAUUAACGUGCACUUUUCGCAAAAUUCUAUUACCCGAGCUGCAGCUUAGCAGACCUUAUUCAAAAAUAUUGCCUGGGGUUGCUUCCAACAUCCGCAUACUAAAUAACAAAAUCACAAACUUGAUUCGAAACAGUAAAUUGGAUGACGCAAGGAUGUUGUUCGACAAAUCAAAACAGAGAAACUCGGUAACCUGGAAUUCAAUGCUGAGUGGAUAUGUGAGACGGAGGGAGAUAGUGAAAGCACGACAACUGUUCGAUGAAAUGCCUGAAAGAGAUACUGUAUCAUGGAACACAAUGAUUUCUGGAUACGUUGGUUGUCGUUGUUUAAAUGAGGGAAGGAUCUUGUUUGAUGAAAUGCCAUGUAGAGAUUUAGUUUCUUGGAAUACGAUUAUUAGUGGGUACGCAAAGAACGGAAAGAUGAAUGAAGCUUUGAGGCUCUUUACUCAAGCGCCGAAUAGGAAUCCUGUUUCUUGGAAUGCUAUGGUUACAGGAUUUUUACAGAAUGGUGAUUUGAGGAAUGCCGUUGAGUUUUUCAAGAAAAUGCCUGAGCGAGAUGCUGCUUCUCUUAGUGCACUUGUGUCAGGUCUUAUUCAUAAUGGGGAAUUAGAUGAAGCUGAAAAGAUUCUGCUCGAUACUUCAUUUGAGAAUGAUACAAUAGUGGAUAAGGUGCAUGCUUAUAACACUUUGAUUGCUGGGUAUGGAAGGAAAGGAAGGAUCAAAGAUGCUAGAAACAUUUUUGAUCGAAUUCCAUCUCACCAUGAUCAUGGAAGAGCUGUGAAAUUUAAAAGAAACGUGGUUUCAUGGAAUACUAUGAUCAUGUGCUAUGUGAAAGCUAGGGACAUUCUCUCUGCUAGGGUUCUAUUCGAUGAGAUGAUGGAAAGAGACACAUGUUCUUGGAAUACAAUGAUAAAUGGUUACAUAGAAAUGUCUGAAAUGGAAGAAGCUUCUAAUUUGUUUAAAAAAAUGCCAAACGCUGAUGUAUAUACAUGGAAUUCAUUAAUCUCAGGGUUUGGCGAGACAGGUAAACUGGAAAUUGCACGUGAGUUGUUCGAUAAAAUGCCUGAAAGAAACCAGGUUUCAUGGAACUCCAUCAUAUCUGCUCAUGAGAAAAACAAAAAAUAUAAAAUAGCAAUAGAGCUAUUCAUAAACAUGCAAAUGGAAGGAGAGAAACCAGAUCGACACACAUUGUCUUCCAUUCUAAGUGCUUGUUCUGAACUUGCUGAUAUCCAACUAGGCAUACAAAUACACCAAAAGGUCAUAAAGAUUGUUACACCAGAUGUUCCAUUAAAUAACUCCCUUAUCACCAUGUAUGCAAGGUGUGGAGCUAUAACACAGGCUAUGGCUAUCUUUGAGGAAAUGAAAUCAUAUAAAGAUGUAAUUUCCUGGAAUGCUAUGAUUGGUGGAUACGCGUCUCACGGGUAUGCAACAAGCGCGUUACAACUUUUUGGUUUAAUGAAGGAAGAGUUGGUGAAGCCAACAUAUAUAACAUUUAUAUCUGUUCUAAAUGCAUGUGCUAAUACUGGUUUAGUUGAAGAAGGGCGCAUGCAUUUCAAAUCCAUGGUUGAUGAAUUCGGAAUUGAACCAAGGGUAGAACAUUUUGCUACCCUUGUGGAUAUUUUGGGUAGGAAUGGACAUCUUGAGGAGGCUAUGGAUGUAAUUAAAGGGAUGAAAAUUGAACCUGAUAAGGCAGUGUGGGGUGCUUUGUUGGGUGCUUGUAAAGUGCAUAAUGAUGUUAAGUUAGGGCGUGUUGCAGCUGAAGCAUUGAUAAAGCUUGAACCUGAAAGCUCUACAGCGUAUGUGUUGUUGCAUAAUAUGUAUGCCGACAUUGAACAAUGGGAUGAUGCAAUAGAGAUCAGGAGGUUAAUGGAGAAACAUAAUAUAAAAAAGGCUGCAGGAUACAGCCUUGUUUAG
Lactuca virosa is the source of this 1929-nucleotide messenger RNA. The record is from the annotation of a GenBank genome assembly. Lineage: Eukaryota; Viridiplantae; Streptophyta; Magnoliopsida; Asterales; Asteraceae.